ACUAGAGGCAGCUUCCCUACUAGAGGCAGCUUCCCUACUAGAGGCAGCUUCCCUACUAGAAAACUGAGCGAUCAUCUUUUAUCUGACGUCAUGACAGCUGAAUCAGCUGCGAGCCUUCAGUUUGCAAAGAGCCUUUUUUCCGCCCCGACGCUGCUCUGACAACGGGAAUAUAUGAGAUUUUCCAUAAACCCUGAAAUGGCUACACAGGAGGUACAACCGAAUGAGACUCUCACUAACCUAAAAGCAGAAUCGGAUACGUUGAAAACGAAGCUUGAGGACGAAAGAGCGAAACUGCACGAUGUCGAACUCCACCAGGUGGCAGAGAAGGUGGAUGGACUGGGACAGUUUAUCAUGAAGACCCGGCGUACUCUGAAGGGACAUGGCAACAAAGUUCUCUGCAUGGACUGGUGUAAGGACAAGAGGAGGAUCGUCAGCUCAUCACAGGAUGGAAAAGUGAUUGUAUGGGAUGCCUUCACCACUAACAAGGAGCACGCAGUGACCAUGCCGUGCACCUGGGUGAUGGCCUGUGCCUACGCCCCCUCUGGAUGUGCAGUAGCCUGUGGUGGUCUGGACAACAAGUGCUCUGUGUACCCUCUGUCCUUGGACAAGAAUGAGAACCUGGCAGCGAAGAAGAAGUCUGUCGCCAUGCACACCAACUACUUAUCUGCCUGUAGCUUCACCAACUCAGACAUGCAGAUCCUGACCUCGAGCGGAGACGGAACCUGUGCAUUAUGGGAUGUGGAGAGUGGUCAGCUGUUACAGAGUUUCCAUGGACACGCCGCCGAUGUUCUAUGUCUCGACCUAGCUCCUUCUGAGACCGGCAACACCUUCGUCUCUGGAGGCUGUGACAAGAAGGCCAAUGUAUGGGACAUGCGCUCAGGCCAGUGCAUCCAGUCCUUCGAAACCCACGAAUCAGACAUCAACAGCGUCAGGUACUACCCCAGUGGAGAUGCAUUUGCUUCAGGCUCUGAUGAUGCUACAUGUCGUCUCUAUGACCUGAGGGCAGACAGAGAAGUGGCCAUUUAUUCCAAAGAGAGCAUCAUAUUUGGUGCCUCCAGUGUUGACUUCUCUCUCAGUGGCCGGCUACUGUUCAGUGGCUACAACGACUACACCAUCAACGUGUGGGAUGUCUUGAAGGGGACGAGGGUGUCCAUCCUGUUUGGACAUGAGAACCGUGUCAGCACUCUGCGUCUGUCUCCUGACGGAACGGCCUUCUGCUCAGGGUCAUGGGACCACACUCUCAGGAUCUGGGCUUAAAGAAGAAAAUGACACAGAAGAGGGGGGGGGGGGGGGGGG
Salvelinus fontinalis (brook trout) is the source of this 1296-nucleotide messenger RNA. Its product is annotated as guanine nucleotide-binding protein subunit beta-5. The record is from RefSeq and is a predicted model, not a curated record. Gene Ontology annotation, cellular component: cytoplasm; heterotrimeric G-protein complex. Gene Ontology annotation, biological process: G protein-coupled receptor signaling pathway; G protein-coupled dopamine receptor signaling pathway. The transcript has 11 exons. Bases 172 to 1257 code for a protein of 361 amino acids. NCBI's taxonomy places the organism in Eukaryota, Metazoa, Chordata, Actinopteri, Salmoniformes, Salmonidae. Gene Ontology annotation, molecular function: protein binding; signaling receptor complex adaptor activity.